Messenger RNA from Mytilus trossulus (common blue mussel), 783 nucleotides. RefSeq lists its product as uncharacterized. The coding region runs from base 1 to 783 and encodes 260 amino acids. Lineage: Eukaryota; Metazoa; Mollusca; Bivalvia; Mytilida; Mytilidae. The record is from RefSeq and is a predicted model, not a curated record. The transcript is spliced from 8 exons.
AUGACCACAAGGCCGAACUUGAACAGAGCAGCAUGCAGUGAUAAUCGAUAUCAGCCUUUCAUUUUUGAGACAGUUGGCCACAGUGACUGCACCUUUCAAAAAUCAUUUUGCAGUAGCUUUGGUCAGGAGACGUAUGUACACGGCGACACUACGGUCGACAGAAAAUGUAUAUGUAAUACCGAUAGAGGAUAUAUUUUUGUCAGGAACUCGAACAACCAAUGUAACUGUAAUCCUUCAACUGAAGAUUGUUCCUGCUAUCUCGGAAUAAACCCAUACAACAAAACGAUUGAACUAAAAGAUGUCAAAUGCUAUCAUGACAUGAAAAUGUUAAGCAGUCCUUUCUUAGGGGAUUCGUUCAGUAUAUCAAGGACAAUCAAGAUUAUUGAGUUUGACGAUUACAAAUACAAUCUGAACUAUUUUCCUACGAAUGAAUAUCGCAUCAAAGCAGCCACAUCUAUAUUGACAUUGUUAUUAGCGUACUACUAUUUCUCAGAAUUGGAUGGACCAAUUGUUAUGGAACUAUACCAUAAUGAAAUCGAAAAACAAAACAUAGUUGAACGUAGAGCAGCAAUGAAAGACGGAAAAGAAUUAAGACGCUAUGUUAGAAUUCAAGUUAUUGGUAAAGAAGGAGUUGGCAAGUCAAGCCUUGUACGUAGACUAGUUGGAGAAUCUAUUAGAGGAUGUGUAGAAAUUAUGGAUGGCAACGAGUGUCAGCUUACCCGAGUACUCGAUCGCAAGGCAGAGUACUCGAGUACAAUGUACUUGCUUGGUUACCUUGGUUAA